Molecule: messenger RNA, 3271 nt
Organism: Triticum aestivum (bread wheat)
Lineage: Eukaryota; Viridiplantae; Streptophyta; Magnoliopsida; Poales; Poaceae
Product: subtilisin-like protease SBT5.6
Exons: 10
Coding region: 47-2386 (779 amino acids)
Biological process (GO): proteolysis
Molecular function (GO): serine-type endopeptidase activity
Source: RefSeq, a predicted model, not a curated record
AACAGCCUCCAAGCCGUCGAGACACAGAGCGAGGUACCGCGUUCCGAUGAAGACGACAGGAGGAGUUCCCAUGUCCGGACUUCCCUUCUUCCUCUUCCUCUGUCUCUUCUCCUUCUUCACUGCCUCUGCCUCUACCAAGCAAGGCCAGGUCUAUAUAGUGUAUCUGGGCGAGGACGCCGCAGCGAAGUCGAAGGGGGCGAUCCUUGAUGAUCACCAUGCCCUCCUCCUCUCCGUCAAGGGCAGCGAGGAGGAGGCACGGGCGUCGCUGCUGUACAGCUACAAGCACAGCCUGAAUGGCUUCGCGGCUCUUCUCUCCGAUGAUGAAGCCACGAAGCUUUCAGAGAGGACUGAGGUAGUGUCCACCUUUCGGAGCGACGGGAGGUGGUCCCCCCACACCACGAGGUCUUGGGAGUUUGUGGGCUUGGAGGAAGGGCUCAGCAAGGGCUGGCUGCCGUCCGGCGCUCACACCGGCGAGAAUGUCAUCGUAGGCAUGCUGGACUCCGGGAUCUGGCCGGAGUCGAGGAGCUUCAGCGACGAGGGGCUAGGACCAGUGCCCCCGCGGUGGAAGGGGGCGUGUCAAGGAGGAGACUCCUUCAAUUCCUCCUCCUGCAAUAGGAAGGUCAUCGGCGCGCGGUACUACCUCAAGGCGUACGAGGCCCACCACGGCAGGCUGAACGCCACCAACGCGUACCGCUCGCCGCGCGACCACGACGGCCACGGCACCCACACCGCGUCCACCGUCGCGGGCCGCACUGUGCCGGGCGUGGCGGCGCUCGGCGGGUUCGCGGCCGGCACGGCCUCGGGCGGCGCGCCGCUCGCCCGCCUCGCCAUCUACAAGGUGUGCUGGCCCAUCCCGGGGCCCAACCCCAACAUCGAGAACACAUGCUUCGACGCCGACAUGCUCGCGGCCAUGGACGACGCGGUCGGCGACGGCGUCGACGUGAUGAGCGUCUCCAUCGGGUCCUCCGGGAAGCCGCCCCGGCUACCGGACGACGGCAUCGCCGUCGGCGCGCUGCACGCCGCCAGGCGCGGCGUGGUCGUCGUGUGCAGCGGUGGGAACUCUGGCCCCGCGCCGGCCACCGUGUCGAACCUUGCACCGUGGAUACUCACGGUCGGCGCCAGCAGCAUCGACCGCUCUUUCAACUCCCCGAUCACGCUUGGCAAUGGCAUGGUGAUCAUGGGACAAACGGUAACACCAUAUCAACUGCCGCCGAACAGGACGUAUCCAAUGGUUUAUGCAGCACAGGCCGUGGUUCCUGGCACUCCCGCCAACGUUACCAACCAAUGCCUGCCGAAUUCGCUCUCGCCGCAGAAGGUGCGAGGCAAAAUCGUGGUGUGCUUGAGGGGGAGCGGCCUGAGGGUGGGCAAAGGCCUGGAGGUGAAGCGGGCGGGCGGCGCGGCGAUUGUGCUCGGCAACCCGCCAUUGUACGGCAGCGAGGUCCCCGUCGACGCGCACGUGCUCCCCGGAACGGCAGUGUCCAUGGCCGACGUGAACACCAUCCUCAAGUACAUUAACUCCAGCGCGAACCCAACCGCUUACCUGGAGCGCUCGAGGACAGUCGUGGACGUGAAGCCGUCGCCGGUGAUGGCGCAGUUCUCGUCGCGUGGCCCCAACGUCCUCGAGCCCAGCAUUCUCAAGCCUGACGUUACGGCGCCGGGCCUGAACAUCCUGGCGGCGUGGAGCGAGGCGUCGUCGCCCACAAAGCUCGACGGCGACAAUCGCGUGGUGAAGUACAACAUCAUCUCGGGGACAUCAAUGUCGUGCCCGCAUGUCUCCGCCACCGCCGUCCUCCUCAAGUCUGCCCACCCCGACUGGAGCGCCGCCGCAAUCCGAUCAGCCAUCAUGACCACCGCAACAGCUAACAACGCGGAAAGCGGCCCAAUAAUGAACGCGGACGGAACGGUGGCGGGGCCCAUGGACUAUGGCUCGGGCCACAUCAGGCCCAGGCACGCGCUGGACCCGGGCCUCGUGUACGACGCGUCCUUCCAGGACUACCUCCUCUACGCCUGCGCCAGCGGCGGCGCGCAGCUCGACCGCUCGUUCCCGUGCCCGGCGACCCCGCCGCGUCCGCACGAGCUCAACUACCCUUCCGUCGCCAUCCACGGCCUCAACGGGUCCGCCACCGUGCGCCGGACGGUGACCAACGUCGGCGAGCACGGGGCGCAUUACAGCGUCGCCGUGGUCGAGCCCAUGGGCUUCUCCGUGAAGGUCUCGCCGACGAGCCUCGCCUUCGCACGCGCCGGGGAGAAGAAGACCUUCACGAUAAAGAUCGCAGCGACGGAGAAGAGAAGUCGGCGUCCGAAGAGGAAAUAUCUGGCAGGCUCGUACACGUGGAGCGACGGAGUCCAUGCUGUGAGGAGCCCCGUCGUGGUUCUCGUCGCGUGAUCGUUCGCUCUUGCCAUUACUGGUACUGGCCAGAUUGAAGAAUAGAUGAUGAACACGUACAAAACUAUUGUGAAAUCUAUGCGGGUCACGAGCCAAAACUACUGCCUCGUUGUGCAUGUGCUGUACGCCAAAAGGAUGGCGGGUUCGUGUCCCGUUCUGGAGUCUCGGGAUGCCAAUGGCUGCGCGCAUCCGCAUCCUUAUCCACGGACCACACCGUGCGUGCGCCACCGUCAGUCUUCACCGGCGCCCGUGGCCUGCAGGCCAACCACACCCAUUGUCCAAACCCCGCAACGUUACAGGUGUAUGACCAGCAGCGGUAGUUCACGCCAACACGACACAGUCCGCGUGCUUUCGUGCAUGAUGCCACAGUAGAAAGCCGUCGACGCGGGAGUCCUCGCUAGAGUCCAGGAUCGCAGGAUAUACCACGAGCCCACGCAUGUACGGACCGCUGGUAGCUUGUCUUUUUUCCGUUCCAGCGCGCGCUGAAAAUUCUGGGGCUGCUUGGAUAUUCUCUAUCGACAUAAAGUUCGCGAAAACGAUGGCAAGAGUGACGCUCCACUUCGUAUUCACUUGCACAAAGAUUUUUACCAAGUUUAUAUACCUUAGUACUGCAGUAACAUGCAUGGUCCUUAAGUGUAAUUUCUGGAAGAAAAAGAGAGCUGCCAGAAACUUUCGGCGCGAUGAUUUGGUGUGGGGAUUUCUCACUUCUGAGAGUGUCUGAACCCAUCAACAAGCUUACACAGGCUUGCCAGCACCUGGAACUUUUGUUGAACUAGAUGACCCGGUUGCGCCAAUGGCGCAAGAACCCAGUUAGAAACGAUGUUAGUAGGGAGUAAGUAGAUGUAGAUGGCUCAAGAACCCAAUUAGAAACGAUGUUAGUAGGGA